AUGCCGAGUUAUGUGAAGUUUAUGAAAGACUUCUUGUCAAACAAGAGGAAACUUGAGGACUAUGAAACAGUUGCACUUACUGAAGAGUGUAGUGCCAUUUUACAAAGGAAGUUGCCCCAGAAGCUUAAAGAUCCUGGGAGUUUCACCAUCCCUUGUUCAGUUGGGAAUGCUGUGUUCGAGAAGGCAUUAUGUGACUUAGGUGCAAGCAUCAACUUAAUGCCUUUAUCUAUCUUUCAAAAGUUGGGUUUAGGUGAAGCAAGACCUACCACAGUGACACUACAAUUGGUAGAUCGCUCUAUCAAGCACCUUAGAGGAGUAAUUGGGGAUGUGCUCGUUAAAGUUAACAAGUUUAUCUUCCUUGCAGAUUUCAUAGUUCUUGACAUGGAGGAAGAUAAAGAAAUACCUAUCAUACUUGGAAGACCAUUUCUAGCGACAGGGAGAGCACUCAUUGAUGUUCAAAAGGGUGAACUGUGCCUUCGGGUACAAGAAGAAGAGGUAAUUUUUAAUGUCUUCAAUGCUAUAAAAUACCCAGAAGCAAGUGAUAGUUGCUUUCGGAUCGAUGAAGUGGAAGCUAUAGUGUCUAACCAUGUGGAUCAAUCAGAUCCCUUGGAGGCUAGCUUACUGCAAAGCGAUUCUUCGAUCAUGGAGGAUGAGGAGGUGAUAGAGUAUUUAUGGUGGAUGGAUUCCAUUGAGCUAAAGAGAAGGAAAUACUUUGAAGCUCUGGGACAAAGCUCUUCACAUCCUAUGCGAUCAAUUGAAAAGCUGCCGAAUCUCGAACUAAAACCAUCACCGGCAUAUCUUCGUUAUGCAUAUCUUGGUGAAUCAUCAACUUUACCGGUAAUCAUUUCCUUGAUACUCUCUCAAGAAGAAGAAGAUAAGUUAUUAAGAGUGCUGAGGGACCACAAGUUUGCAAUUGGGUGGUCUUUGGCAGAUAUUAAGGGAAUUCGCCCAUCUAUGUGUAUGCAUCGUAUGCUGUUGGAAGACAACAUCAAACCAUCAGUGGAAGCCCAAUGA
Molecule: messenger RNA, 1014 nt
Organism: Morus notabilis
Lineage: Eukaryota; Viridiplantae; Streptophyta; Magnoliopsida; Rosales; Moraceae
Exons: 1
Coding region: 1-1014 (337 amino acids)
Source: RefSeq, a predicted model, not a curated record